CUUCCUCCAACUGGAGAAGACGAUACACAAUGGAGGAUUUACUGAUUCAGAGAAUUGAUGUCACUGCAGAACCGCAAAAGUCAUCUCAACGCUUGGAAGGUUUCAGGCAUUAGACCGUAGUUUUUUUUUCCUAAUUGAGACUCAUGAAAGAUGUUUGUUAAAAAAGUCUUGCAAGUGUAGACGCUUUCUAAUGCAACUUUUUAAGUUUGGGUAACAUCUGAUAUCAUCAAAAGGAUGGGAAGACAGGAUUUUAGAUACCCCAGGCUGACCACACAUCUAAUCUACAUUUAUAAGUUUUAGUUACAAAAUGUACUCCAGAUUUCGUUAAACUAUUAGUACAUUGUAACAAUAAAAUUAUGUGAAAUUACAUGUGUAUCUAAACUAGUAAAACUCAGUUUAUUAUGUUAUUUUAAUCAUAUAACUUACAUUUUAUAAUCUAUAUGCUUUACGAUAUAGUCUAUAUCAGAUACUAACAGUUAUAAAUCUAUCGAUGCGCCAACAUAAAUUAGUCAAUUAGAUCAGAAAACAAUCUCUUGUUAGUUUUCCGUUUUCAUUAAUACGUUGAUACCGUCCAAUACCAAUACCAAUGCUAAAACUGUGAUUUGAUUACCUGUACGUGUAUGUUGUCAUAUUUUUAAGUAAAUAUGAAACACAAGUCAUUGAUAUAAUAGGGUUAAGUUUUCGUAGCUGUAGUCUUUACUUGUCCGCAUACAACGCGAAGCUUAGUCAGUCAUCCAUGUUUGUCAAUAACUCGAAUAGAAAGCGACUAAAAAGAAAUAAUAUUACCCUUAGAAAACACACAUUUGGUAUACCUUUAAUAAUAUUACCCUUAUUAAUUUUCAUUUAUAAAAGCAAUUUGUUAAUUCAUCAAUUUAAUAAAUAUAUCUUUCCACCAUAGUUGCAUUAUCAUCAGUUUGAUUAUCUCUUCCGAUAACAAUGUACAUCACGAUUUUUGUUUUCUUGUAGUCUAAGCUAAUUAGACCAAUUUUUUUGGUUAAAUACAAACCUUAGUAUCUUGUGUCACCAAUACAAACCUUCUAACUUAAGUAUUACAUUUUUCGUUUUUAAAUAAAUAUCAUGUUAAACUAAUACUAUUGUUUUUAAUUGUCUUUUUAUAAAUUUACUAAUUUUAAACAAAUAAAUAUUUUAUCUGCCUCCGGUAGAAGCUUUUGUGUUUUCCCUCGAUGUCUCCACCGUAUCUUGUAGGUUCGUGGCUGGUUGAAGGUUAAUUUACCGUCUGCAUUUGCCUUGACUUUACUCUUCACCUCCAACGGUUGGAAUGUCGGGACACUAAGUCUUUCCACUCUGUUAGUUGCGAGUCUGUUUGCUAGGCAUUCUCCUCAUGUGGUGUUUCGGAGCCGUAGCCAGUCACCUCCGUCGAAACAGUAUGGAGCCACCUUCGGGUGUGUGUUAGUCCAGACUGCUCUUUGAAGCUAUUCUCUUGGUCGCCUUAGGUGAUCAGGAAGCGGUUUGUUUGUUUGUUUGUUUUUUUUUUUUUUCUUUAGGAAGCGGUUUGUUAGGGAUAAUAUAUGUUGUCUCUUGUUCAAGUUUCAAACUAGCUUCAUUGCUUACUGUAUUAGUGAUUUGCUCUGGACCUAAAUCUUAUGAACAUAAUAGCUUUAAUUAGCAGAUUUUGGUUCAGUCAAUCUGUAGUCAAAUUUCAUUCUAGUAAUAAUAUUCACAUCUUUAGCAAAAAAAAAUAUAUUUUAUUUGCCUUAAUUUUGCAAUAAUAUAGUAAACAAUUUAGUCUUUUUCUUUUAACUUGUGUAGAAAUCUUUUUUAUGAAGCCGAAGAAAUGUAUACACUCAAACACUGUGUGGCAAUCAUUUAUAAAUGAUGUCGGCUAUGCAAGACGGACAAAAUCUGGAACCUUGCAAUUAACAAACACAUGAAAAGUACAAUUUUAAAAGCGAUGGAUUAAAAAAGUAUUUAGAGGGUGCCACAAGAGAACGAAAACUGAAAGCUAAGUUAAAAAAAAAACUAGUAAGAAAUUACCAAAAAAAAAUUGUAUUAAUUAACGUCAACAUACAUUAAAUUCAAAAAUGUUUUGUUUUGAGAAAAAAAUUCAAAAAUGUGACGAUAGUUUUGGGCAAAAGUGAAGAUGGCUACAAGUCUGUUGUGGAUUUUAUUAUUCAUAAAAUAAUUAUAAAAUUUGAAGAUAAUAAUAAAAUUUGUUACAAUAGUUUACAAAUUAAAUUAAAUUUAAACUCUUUUUAAAUGAAGUGUAUGAAUCUAUCAAACAUGAAUAACAUAAGAUUUAAUUUUUGUAUCUGAUUUUCUAAAUUGAAUGACCAUAAAUUUAAAAAUGAUUUAGUAAAAUAUUUAAAUACAAAAAAUAAUAAUAGCUAGAUUUAUUUUUAAAAUGAAAAUAUUGUAAAUACAAAAAUUAAUACACUAGAUUCCAAAAUCUUUCAGUAAAAUGUUUCAAAUACAAUAAUAAAUAAUUUACAAUUUUAAUACAUAUUUUUGAAACUUAAUUUAAUAAAUAUUUUACAAUAAACUAUUAGAUACUAAUGGGUUAUAAAACCUGAAAUAAUUAAUUUCAAAUUCAAUGUUAAAUAAGACACCUAAAUAUAUUAUUUAAAAAUGCGAAAUAUUAAGGUAGAGGAGGAAAAAAGGGAAGACAAAUAAAAACCAGCGAAAGCAACGUGGUGCAUGAAUGAAACCAAUAAUAAAUGCCUGACGCUUCCCACUCAAUUUCUCGUUUUCGUUAAAAGAAUCAUAAAAGAACAAAUUACAGAUCGAAUCGAAUCUUUAAUUACAUUAUCAUCAAUAGAAUAACAUGACGAACAGUUCUCUUUUUCUUAAAUCUAAAGAUACAAAAAAAAAAAAGUUAAAUAUAAAAGAAGAGUGUUUCGCUAUUUUCUUUUCACUUUUUCUGUGACUUCUCUCUUUCCAACCGUUUCCUUUUUCCUUGUCUCUCUCUGAUCAUGGCUUCCUCUGCAUCACCUGGAGUGAAAUUUGUGCCAGAAGAGGAUAACUUCUUGCAGAGACAUGUGGCCUUCUUUGACCGGAACAAAGAUGGCAUCGUUUAUCCCUCGGAGACAUAUCAAGGGUUUAGAGCAAUCGGAUGUGGAUAUCUCUUGUCGGCAUUUGCUUCUAUGUUCAUCAACAUGGGUCUAAGCAGCAAAACUCGUCCGGGUAAAGGUUUCACCUUCUCAUUUCCCAUAGAGGUUAAGAAUAUUCACCUUGCCAAACAUGGCAGCGAUUCAGGCGUUUACGAUAAGGAUGGCAGGUUUGUGGCAUCAAAGUUCGAGGAGAUAUUCGCGAAGCAUUCAAAGACACAUCCCGAUGCUUUGACGGGGGAGGAACUCAAACAACUCCUCAACGCAAACAAAGAGCCUAAUGAUCGCAAAGGAGCGAUUGCUGGAUAUACGGAGUGGAAGAUGCUGCAUUAUUUGUGUAAAGACAAGAACGGUCUGUUGCACAAAGAGACAGUGAGAGCUGCGUACGAUGGUUCUCUUUUCGAACAACUCGAGAAACAAACAGCUUCUAAGGAGCAUCCAUAAACAAACUCUUAUAUGCUUUGCGAAUCUGUUUUAUUUGUUAAAAACUUUUAUUACAUCAAUGUUAUCUUGAACAAGCGUGAAGAUUUCAAUGGGUUUUAUUUGUUAAAACUUAAAACUAUAGUUUUUUAUUCAUUGUGUACGUACUUGUAUAUUUUGGGAUAAUUCAUUCAAAUUAAAAGCAAACAUAUCUCAAUC
Messenger RNA from Brassica rapa (field mustard), 3704 nucleotides. RefSeq names its product probable peroxygenase 4. The record is from RefSeq and is a predicted model, not a curated record. Gene Ontology annotation, molecular function: monooxygenase activity; calcium ion binding. Lineage: Eukaryota; Viridiplantae; Streptophyta; Magnoliopsida; Brassicales; Brassicaceae.